ACCUCCUCUACGGCCCCCACCUCCUCUACGGCCCCCACCUCCGCUACGUCCCCCACCUCCCCUACGGCCCCCACCUCCCCUACGGCCAGAGAGGGGGUCAGUGGUGAGGGGACAGCGUCGGACCGUACAGAAGGUAACGCUGCUCGUCUCCAGAGGCUAACACAACGUGUCUCUGAGCGUGUGUCUGAGUCUCACUGGUCAGUGUGUGACGGCACUGCCCUAUCAGUGGUUUCUGACCCCCAGACUGACAGCGAGGAGGUUUUAACUCAGUCACACAGUAUAGUGGAGAGGGAAGAGUCUCUCAGUCACCCUCAGACUGACAGAGAGGAGGUUUUAACUCAGUCACACAGUAUAGUGGAGAGGGAAGAGUCUCUCAGUCACCCCCAGACUGACAGAGAGGAGGUUUUAACUCAGUCACACAGUAUAGUGGAGAGGGAAGAGUCUCUCAGUCACCCUCAGACUGACAGAGAGGAGGUGUUAACCCAGUCACACAGUAUAGUGGAGAGGGAAGAGUCUCUCAGUCACCCCCAGACUGACAGAGAGGAGGUUUUAACUCAGUCACACAGUAUAGUGGAGAGGGAAGAGUCUCUCAGUCACCCUCAGACUGACAGAGAGGAGGUUUUAACUCAGUCACACAGUAUAGUGGAGAGGGAAGAGUCUCUCAGUCACCCUCAGACUGACAGAGAGGAGGUUUUAACUCAGUCACACAGUAUAGUGGAGAGGGAAGAGUCUCUCAGUCGGGAUGACGGCAUUGUUCGCAGUGAGGAGACAGACAGAGUCCCGGAAGAGACAGGAACAGGGGAGGAGGUGGAGGAGAGGAGGGAUAGGUGUUCAGAAACCAGGACAGAGACAGAGGAGAGGAGGGAUAGGUGUUCAGAAACCAGGACAGAGACAGAGGAGAGGAGGGAUAGGUGUUCAGAAACCAGGACAGAGACAGAGGAGAGGAGGGAUAGUGGUUCAGAAACCAGGACAGAGACAGAGGAGAGGAGGGAUAGGUGUUCAGAAACCAGGACAGAGACAGAGGAGAGGAGGGAUAGGGGGUCAGAAACCAGGACAGAGACAGAGGAGAGGAGGGAUAGGUGUUCAGAAACCAGGACAGAGACAGAGGAGAGGAGGGAUAGGGGGUCAGAAACCAGGACAGAGACAGAGGAGAGGAGGGAUAGGUGUUCAGAAACCAGGACAGAGACAGAGGAGAGGAGGGAUAGUGGUUCAGAAACCAGGACAGAGACAGAGGAGAGGAGGGAUAGGGGGUCAGAAACCAGGACAGAGACAGAGGAGAGGAGGGAUAGUGGUUCAGAAACCAGGACAGAGACAGAGGAGAGGAGGGAUAGUGGUUCAGAAACCAGGACAGAGACAGAGGAGAGGAGUAGACAUGUUGGCAUCAGUGAGACAGAGACAGAGGAGAGGAGUAGACAUGUUGGCAUCUUGCAGGUGGUUGACACCGGUGAGACAGACUCUCACCAUGAUGACCCUGAGGUCUCCACCGGCCAAUCAGACACUCCCCAAGGAGAGGACCAGACACUGAACACUCUGACCGAGACUCUCAUACACUUAGCCCCCACUCCCACUGACCACCAAACACCAACGCACUACACACCUUCCACUGAAUCAGAGACCGAGAGACCGGAGGACGAGGAGGAGGAGGAGGAGGAGCAAGAGGAAGAGGAAGAGAACCACUCAGAUACUGAGCCCCAAGAGAAAGAAGAGACAGGCCCCAUUCAGCCAGAGGAACCUGUGUUAAAAUCCUGUUCCGUGGACAAGCCAUCCACUGAAACUAACCACAGAGACCCAGAACUACAACAGACCCCAGCAGUGUUUCCAGCCCAGUUAACCCAGUCCCCAGCCCAGUUAACCCAGUCCCCAGCCCAGUUAACCAGGUCCUACUCCCAGUCCAGCCAGUGCUCCCAGUCUUCAGUCUUUCCUAAGUCCCAGACACUGACAGAGGCCCACAACAUCAAUGCUGCUGUCCUCAGUUCUGGGGUGCUCUGUCUGCCUGGAACAAGAGAUAGGGGAGGUCGAGCCCUGGUGACCGUGACCACGAGGAACACCGGCUGGUUGAACCCCAGCUGUGACUGUGGAGAACUGGUCAGAAUCCUGGUCUACUACUACACAAUGCUCAGGAAGGAGGUGCGUUCCCUAGGGUUGACAGUCGUGGUGGACUCCCGGCGGUGCUCCCCUGUCCCCGCUCUGUUCAGCGCCUUCAACAUACUUCAGGAUGCUUUGCCCGGCUGUAUCUACACUGUCCUGUUACUGGCUGAUAGAGACCUGGUUCUACGCCUGGAGAAACCCUCAGCCGUACAGGUGGAGUUGUUGACCUCUCUGAAGUCUCUCUAUAAGCAUGUGGAGGUGUCUCAGCUGCCUACUGAGUUUGAUGGAUCCUUCCCCUUUUCACACAGCGCCUGGGUCUGCUUCAGAACGAGACUGGAACAGCUAACCAGUCACUGUGAGGACGCUGUCAACCUGCUGCAGAGUACCAUCACAGGUCUGGAGUCUACUGUCCUGCCAGCUACUGCUGAGGAGGCCCAGGUGUUACUUGCCAGGUACAGGGGUGUGAUGUGCACCGUCCUGGAGGACAGCCGAUUGGCUAGAUUACAGCUGGAGGGCGGAGCCAUCCUGUCCCGCCUCCGUAAAGAGGAAACCAGUGUCAGCCUCAGAGACGACUACAGAGAUGCCGUAGAGGUUGUGGCUGGUCUGUACGAUCAGGUGGAUGAGCUGGUUCACAAGCUGGUGAUGCUGUCCAACCAACGCACUCAGGAACUGGACUUUAUCAUGGAGUUCAAGAGUCUGGAGCAGGGAUUCAAGGAGGUGAGUGACUGGAUUGAGGAGGUUGGAGACUGA
Molecule: messenger RNA, 2838 nt
Organism: Oncorhynchus keta (chum salmon)
Lineage: Eukaryota; Metazoa; Chordata; Actinopteri; Salmoniformes; Salmonidae
Product: pleckstrin homology domain-containing family G member 4B-like
Exons: 16
Coding region: 2113-2838 (241 amino acids)
Source: RefSeq, a predicted model, not a curated record